GGUAAAAACAUGGUGUCGUGGCUGCCUGCAGGCAGCUGGACUGUCUGCAGAAGGCAUAGGAGCGGAUAUUGCCGUUUGAAACUAAGGAACCGCAACAACCUGUGGAGGCGGCACAAAGAGAAUCGGGGCAGACAAAGAAACAGGUUGCUGAUCCCCGGACAAGUGACGAUGUCGGGAAUGUCGUUGGCGAUACACAACUAGAGGAGUAGUGGUGUUGCAAACAGAAGAUGAACUUGUCCCUAGCAACGAAGGUGGAACAAUGGGAGCAAUGGAAGCUGGAGAGUCUGUUCGCAAGCAAGAGCAUGGAGGAGAUGGGGGUGUGGUUCUUCUGGUCGGAGAUGAGGAAAGACCUGCUGCACUAUGUUGAGACCUGUGAGUUGUGCCAAAGGAACAAGGUCGUUCACCGAGCUCCCCUUAGCCUGCUGCAGCCACUUCCCAUCCCUGAUGCACCAGCACAGUCAGUGGCUAUUGAUUUCACUGACCUGGGGAGGACCACUCCUCGUGGUAUGCGUCAGGUCAUGGUGUGUGUGGACAGGUUCUCCAAGUACGCGGAGUUUAUUCCUCUGCCAGAGGAAGCCAGAGUCCCAGCCGUGCAGGCGGCCUUUGCGGAUAGGUGGGUUACUCAUCAUGGACCACCCACCUCCAUUGUCAGCGAUAGAGAUCCGCGUUUCUGCAGCAAUGAGUGGCAGUCUUAUUGCAAGGACUACCUCCAUUCUAGACUGGAUAUGACAUCUGGUCGUCAUCCUGAAGCCAAUGGGCAGGCUGAAGUGAUGAACCAGAUUGUUUACCAGUUGCUACGUCCUGUGAUCAGCCCUGAUCAGCAGGAUUGGGAUCUCCAUCUAGGACGGGCACAGCUAGUGUACAACACGUCUGUACACUCCUCCACAGGGUUCACCCCUUAUCGGUUGCAUUGGGGACGUGAGCCACGACAGCCUCUCGAUGACAUCAUCCAUAAGGCUACCCCUAGACUGACUCCUGGGACUGCAGCGUUCACUAGACAGUACGAGAGGGAUAUCGAACAAGCCAGAGUUAACCUGCUCAAAGCCCAAAAGGCUAUGGUCCAGCAGGCUAACAAGCAUCGUCGACCAUCCCCCAUCCACGCUGGUGACUGGGUCUGGGUACUCAGUUCUGAGCGAUCGCGGGAGGAGGACAUUUCGCCCAAGCUGUUGCCGCGUUAUAUGGGUCCAUGGCAGGUUUUGGAUACAGUGGGAGCUGACCCUUUUGGGCCACCUUAUCAUGUGGAUGUCCCACUGCAUCUACAAACCUACCAUGUCUUUCAUGCAUCCAAGCUGUUGCCGUUUGUCCCAGCUGAUGCAUUUCCAGACAGGCCUCCUCAAUUUGGUCCCCCGAUCCCUGGGAAGGGAUAUGAGGUGGAAAAAGUUGAGGAUGAGUAUGGUACAGGCCCGGAUAAGGAGUACCUUGUGAAGUUUCUUUACCAGCCCCAUACUGAGGAUCGCUGGUUUACUCGCAAGGAGCUUCUGAAAACAGCAAAGUCUUGGCUACGGGCAGUCAGCCCUAGGAUUGACUGGCAGAUUCCUAAGGUUGAACUUCCAAAUAUGCAGGGGGUGUAUCAACCAUGCAUGAUUGCUGUUGAACACCACCGCAAGACCUCUUGCUACUGUUUACGAGCAAGGGAGUUCUAUACACUCUCCCGCCAGUAUGACCAUGAGCGUCUGUUCUUGGCCCUUGUCAAGCAAACAGACGCUACCACUGUUCCCUGUCCUCCUGAAGUCGAGCAGGUGGUGGACAAGUAUGCCGAUCUGAUGCAGGAGUCUGUUGGGUUACCCCACCGGCCAACCAAGCAUCACAUCGAGCUGUUACCUGGAGCGGACCCUCCAAAGGGCCGCAUCUACAGGAUAUCCCCUGCUGAGCUUGAGGAGCUUAGAAACCGGCUUGAGACCCUGACCAGCAAAGGAUGGAUCAGACCUAGCGCAUCUGAGUUUGGGGCCCCUGUCCUCUUUGUUCCCAAAGGGAAUGUGGAAUUCAGGAUGUGCAUAGACUACAGGGGUCUCAACAAAAUCACGAGGAAGAGUACAGAGUCUCUCCCUCGUAUUGAUGACCUUCUGGAUGUGGUGCAGGGCUGCACACUAUUCAGCAAAGUCGACCUUAAAUCUGGCUAUCACCAGAUUGAGAUGGCAGAGGAGGAUGUCCAUAAGACAACCUUCAAAACCAGUGGAGAAGGUUACCAUCCCCAUCUUGGGGUUGGAGGCGCUGCGCCCUAUGGUGGCCACCCAGGCCAUGUCCCGUACGGCUACCAUGGCCAUCAUCAGGGGGGCGGGGGUCCAUAUGGGCAUCCGGGGUACUCUCAGCAGAUGCAACAGAUGGGAGCGCACGGAGGAGGGGGUGGAGGUGUUCCUCCAUUGCAGGCGUUCUUCGCGCCGUGGGAGCCGCCGCCGCCUUCAGUGGCUGCACCGCAGGAUGUCGAACUGCAAAACCGCAUCGCGAAGCUUGUCGAGUACGCGGCCAAGAACGGACCGCAGUUUGAAGCUUUGAUGAAGGAGAAGCAGAAGGACAACCCGGCGUAUGGGUUUUUGUUCGGCGGGGAGGGUCAUGAAUUCUACAGGUUCCGGUUAUGGGUGCUGCUGAGUCAGCACAUGCAACCUGGUGUGCCUGGUGUGGGUGGUGGCGCUGGAGGCGACGAUCCCCACAUGGCUGCCGCCUAUGGUCAAGUACAUGGAGGCCAUAUGCCGGGCGGACCUGGCGGGUUUCACAACCAUGCGCAACAGCAGCCGGACUUUUAUAAUCAGUCGAUGGGGAUGCAUCCGAAUGCGGCGCCGCAUCAUCAGCCUCAUCCCCACCACAUGCAUCCGCACAUGCAACCACAUCCGUACGAUUCCAAUUAUCGACGAAUGGAUCAGCAGCAGCAGAAGCAACUAGCAGAACAGCACCAGCAGCAGGCUGGAGAUCAUGGGUAUGGCCAGCAGGUUCAUGGGGCCCACCCAGGAUAUGGAGGAGGAGAAGUGCCAGGUGGACCCCAUCAUCAACACAUGCAAGGUCAUCAUUACCAUCUGGAGGCAGCCGGUCAGGUGCAGGGAGGUACUGCAGGCUACCACAUGGAGAAUCAGGGUGCAGGCGCAGGGGUAGGUGGAGGGGGGGGAGGUGGUAGUCUUGGACCUCCCCGAGGUGGUGGUCUACCUAACGAACUGGCGACGGAGCUUUUCGUUAUCCUGGAUGACUUGACUGGCACCAAGGAAUCCAUCAAGAGCGCGAAGACUUGGUUCAUGUCGAGGAUCGGUUAUGCUGAGCAAUUGGCCGAAGCGAUGAGGGACCGUAUCAGGCAGCUGGAGGAUCCCGAGCGGCAGCUGCACAUUGUGUACCUGGCGAAUGACAUCUUAUUCAACGGCUUCAAUCACCGAACGUCACCAAUGGAAAUGGACGGUAUUGCGAUUGCGUUCCGCCCGGUAUUGGGGAGCAUGCUCUCGACGAUCUACCACUGCAGGCAAAACACACAAUCGAAUCAGGACCGGCUUCAGCAUAUCCUGCAUUUCUGGGGAAAGAUGGAGUUCUACGACAGAGAUACCAUCGCAGCCCUGGAGCAUGAGAUGGUAACUGGCACGCCAUCCGUGUACUCAGCCGGUGGCGCCGAGCAUGCUUCGUUGUAUGGGAUGAUGCCCCCUCAAAUGGGCUCGGGACACGGUUAUUAUGGCAGCACACCCCAGCACAUGGGUUGGGGGGGGUCUUACCUGUCGCCGCCGCUGCAUCAGCAGCAUCCUGGAUGUGGUGCGUAUCAACAGCAAGAGGAAGAGCAGCGGCGGCGCGAGGAACAGGAGGAGGACGAUCGAGACGACAAGGGCGAUGACGGCGAGCGGGACCACGAAAAGAAACGGCAGAACUUGGAGCAAGAUUGGGACUUGGAACAGGAGCGGAGGCGGGAGGAAGAUGAGCAAUCCCCCCCUUCAGGAGACGGACAACAGUCUAAUCAAGAUUCGGUGGCAAGUUGGAGAGAGGAGCGCAUGGCGAGGAACGAGCACAAUGAUCGGUAUGGUGAUACACCAGAGGGGAGUGCGGGACCAGUCAAAUACUACCCCCCUCCUGGGACGGUGACUGUGCCGUAUUCUGCAGGUGUGGCCGCAACCCCUGCUGGUCUACAUGCGCCGACGGGUGUCGGCUUGAGCGAGUUCUCGGCGGGAAUGCCCGCAGGGGUAGCACCGAAUGCGGCCGUUUCAGCGGCCGUGGUUGGUAUGGUGCCAACGAGAAUACCUGGGAUUCCGGGAAUCGGUGCAGUUGCGGUGGUACCACAGUCGGUCACCACGGGACCAGGAGAUGAGCCACUCCCCUUCCCUCUGUUCCCACCGGGACUGAUACCCGGGAUGGUGAGGAAGCUUCAAGUAGGAAGUGGUGUGCCGUACUCCCCGCUGAGCCCUCUCGACAUCCCGCCAGUCAUUCCACCGCCUUCGGUCCCUGAGUCGUAUAUUUUCGACCGCGUUCAGAAGUUUUUCAAAGAGGUAGGGGAAAUCGACCCCUUAGACGCAGAUGAGCCGGAGAAGGAAGCAGCGCCUGUCAGACAGGAGAGAGAGGAAGAAGAAGAGCCGGAAAUGGACACCGGGCCUUUUGGCGGCCUAGGUUUGGGCAUGAUGACGGUUGAUCCAGAGACAGGGACUUUACCGGAUGGCAGCGUGGCGAUUCGCCCGGGAAUGAUUACCUCUGGCAAGCUUGGGCUUGGUGCCAUGUCAGAUCCAAACGAGAUUACACAAUACGAUGACGUGUACUUGUCGUACAGAAAACAGCGCAGCACCAAUUACCACACAUCCCUAGGGCUAAGGGCAAUGGAAGUGCUCCUUAAUGCCUUACGGGCAGAUCCUCGGAUUCAAGGGCUCGAUCUGGGAACCGGACACAGACUCCUCACUGGGGCAAUAGCAGAUGAUCUACUUCUCGUCAUGGAAGCGACCACAGACUCCACUCGCGAGGCGAAGCGGCUGCUCGAUGCCUACGCAGAACUCUUAGAGGCAAGAGUCAACUGGAACAAAUCUCUGUACUUUCUCCCACCAGACUAUGACCUCGAAGGAGAAGAUUGGGGCAUGAAACGGAUAGCCUCCAACCUCUCCGAGCACUAUCUGGGCAUCCAAGUAGCUCUCACUGACGCCAGACCUAAGCAAGACUCGAACUUGAGGGCAAAAGCACAGGCAUCUUUACCCCGUUGUUGCUCUGCUGUAGGGGUUGCUCUGAUGGGCAGGGCACUACUCAUCACAUCAACAGUCUUUGCGCAGCUGUGGUAUGUAGCAGCCAUCUUUCUGAUCUCCAAAGCUACAGUCAGGCAGCUCACCUCCGAGGCGGCUCGCUACCUGUGGAAGCCAAGUGCAGAGAACUCCAAGAGUAGCCCCGAGGAUGCAUCCUCGGGGCCGUCCCGCGGCCAGUCUCAUGAGAUUAUAGACGGCCGCGAGGGUGUUGUCCGACCUCCGAUUCGGGAUGUCCUUGUGCGAGGUGCGCUGGUCCAGCAGCCGGACGGCGGCAAGACGUCACAGGCCGUGGAAAAUAAAAUUGCGAAUGCGGGAACGGCCCCGUUCGAAAUUCGAAAUUCGAAUUUUCUCUGCGCGGAAAGACGGUGUGGCGGCGCACAGGCGGAAGAGCACGUCGACUGGGGGACGAGCGCGCAGGCUUGGCGUCGCGUUUCGUACUUCAGCGGCACCGCGCCGCCACCGUGUGUACUGUGUUCGUCGCAGGCAAAACGAAGCGGCGUGUCUUCUCCUGCGCUCGCCACGUGCAUGCUAGCGGCGCUUCCGUGGUUCAGGGACGGAGGACGAACGCUCCCAUCGCGGUGUAAGUUUUGUCAUCACGCCUGUCUUCCACACCUCGUUGUAGGCGUCUUCGAUCGUCGCCGUGGACAUUCAUUCGCGCAGGUGGGUGGCGGUGGACGUUGCUCUUCGUCGUGGACGUGCGCGAAUGGAGGGAUGCAAUGGGGUGCUGUGCUGUCGCGGACGGAGAGGACAGGUGUCGCGGCGGCUGCCGUUGCCGUAGUCCGUCGAUACGAAGCGGAGAGGGCGGCGGGCCGCAUGAAGGCAGCGCUUUCCAGGCGGCGACACAGGCUUCUGCUGCAGAGGGUGUUGGACGCCCCGGACUGCAUCACGACUUCGGAGGCCGAGGUUCAGCUGUGCGCUGCAAUCGGCUCCAGUGUGCUUCCCAGGGCGACGCCACGUUGGUGGAUGAGGCGGAGAACUGGCGGGACUUGGGAGGAUUUGCGGGUGUGCAAUGACGCGACGGAUGACUACUUCUGGGAAAAGCUCCGCAUGUCGAGGAGAGUGUUCAUGGAGAUCACCGAAGCCUGUGCGCCUCAUUUGCAACGACAGGUCACGUUUUACAGGGAGCCGCUUCAGCCGGAUCAGAUCGUCGCGUACGCGCUGUAUAGGUGGGCAACAGGAGAGUCGUACGACAACAGCACAUCAUCGUUCGGCAUUGGCAGAGCAUCCGGAGACAAGGGCUUUCCCAACUGCCAUGGCGCAGUUGACUGCACACACAUCUACGUGGACAAACCGGCGAACGCUCCGAGCGAGAACUACUUCGACCGCAAGCACUGUUUCUCCGUCAUUGUGCAGGUGGUGGUGGACCUGGAUCUGCGUGUGCUUGACGUCUUCGUUGGCUACCCAGGCAACUGCCACGACAUUCGGGUGAUCCAGCUGUCAAGUCUGUCGAAGCGCGCGGAAGAGGGAACGCUUUUUCGCGGGCCGCCUGUAAUGCUGUCGGGAGGGGUGAGGACGAACGGAUGCAUCUUGGGCGACAACGGGUAUCCUCCUUCAGAAUGGAUAGUGGUGCCGUACGGAGGAAUCAAUCAGCACCCGGACGAGGAAAGGUUCGACAACAAACAGAAGGUCGCUAGAGGUGCUGUGGAGAGGGCGUUCGGGAGGUUGAAGGGGAUGUGGAGGCUCUUCCUGCAGUCGCACAAGACGAACUUGGACACUCUACUGCAGCAGUUCACGGUUGUCUGCAUUCUCCACAACAUCCUGCUCGAUGCUGGAAUCGAGUUCGACGAGAACUUGUUGUGGGAGGUCGACGAGAACGGGGUGAGGUGGCGAGUGGACCUGGGGAUUCAUCGUCCACUGCAGCCAGUGACGAUGCUGACAUCGACGGACGCCGCACACGUGCUCCGCAAUGCCCUAGCAGAGCGAAUGAAACACAUCUGAUCGUGCGUGUCGCGCCACUCUGCCUCGCGUACGCAGACAGAAGCCGUGUGCGUCCGUCGUCGAGUCGCAGCGCUUGCGUC
Molecule: messenger RNA, 7195 nt
Organism: Chara braunii
Lineage: Eukaryota; Viridiplantae; Streptophyta; Charophyceae; Charales; Characeae
Source: the annotation of a GenBank genome assembly